AAUGCAAGAAAGAAAUUUGUACACAUUUGCAGCAUUAGCUGCUGUACUUACAACACUUCUAUUGAAGUACCUCCUUGGCUCUGAUGUUUUCACUAUCACCGCAGAUAAAGCUUUAUUAUCCACUUCAUACGAAUUUCAACCUGCUACUAUACAAAUAAAUAAGAAAACUGGUAAGAUUCUAGAUGUUUUUGGUGGUAUUCGUAAGGAUAAGAAAGUCGGUAAAUCAAUCCACUAUGGUAGCUCACAAUUGUUACUUCCUGGUUUAGUUGAUACACACGUACAUAUUAAUGACCCUGGAAGAUCUGAAUGGGAAACUUUCGAUAGUGCAACUAAAGCUGCCCUUGCUGGUGGUGUAACAACUUUAGUCGAUAUGCCUUUGAAUUCUAUUCCACCUACAACUUCAGUAAAGGGUUUAGAUGAAAAGAAAUCUGCUGCUCUUGGUAAUAUACACACUGAUUUGGCUUUCUGGGCUGGUAGUGUACCUGGAAACACUAAAGAAUUAUCAAAACUUCUCAAACAAGAUGGUGUUAAAGGUUUCAAGAGUUUCAUGAUUAAUAGUGGUGUAGAUGAAUUCAAAUCAGUUUCUCCAAAAGAUAUCGAAAAAUCAUUCAAAGAGUUAUCAAAGAGUGCAAACAAAGGUCACAACGUCACCAUGCUCUUCCAUGCAGAGAGCAACUCAAAAAAGAUUGACAAGCAAAUCAAGAAAGACCUUGCUGGAAAAGACAGUCGUCAAUAUGAGACUUACCUUCUGACACACCCAGUUGCUUAUGAAUUAGAUGCAAUCAAAACUCUCAUAAAACUCAUGAAGAAAUAUCCAUUAAUUAAUGUUCAUAUCGUUCACCUCUCAACUGCUGAAGCUUUACCAUUGAUUAGACAAGCAAGAGCUGACGGUCUGAGAUUAACUGUUGAAACCUGCUACCAUUACUUGUAUUUCAACAGUGAGGAUAUACCAGAUGGCUCAGUUAAACACAAAUGUGCACCACCAAUCCGUGACAGUGAAAACAACAAAUUAUUAUGGAAAGCUAUAAAAGAUGGUGAUAUUGAUUUAAUCACUUCAGAUCACUCACCUGCAGAUGCGCUCACCAAAAACCUUGAAGAAGGUGAUUUCUUGAAUGGUUGGGGUGGUAUUGCCUCAUUAGGUUUAGGAUUACCUGCACUCCACAAGAAGAUUUCUGAAGACACUUGUGAAAACAACCUCUCCUUGGGUGAAUUAGUCGAAUUCUUAUCACACAAACCUGCUACUCUCGCUGGAUUAGGUGAUCGUAAAGGUCUCAUCCAAAAAGGUUAUGAUGCAGAUUUUGCAAUCUUUGAACCAAACUCAACACAUGUUUUGCAAGAACAAGAUUUACUCUACAAGAACCAAAUUUCACCAUAUGUUGGAGAAGAAUUUAAAGGUCGCUUAUCAAGAACCUACCUUAGAGGUGUUAAAGCAUAUGAUAGAUAUCAAGGGGGUGUAUUAGAACCUUCGAAACAUAGGGGAAUUGUUGUUUAAUUUAUACUACUAAAAUUUUGAUGAACUUACUAAUACACGGCUUAUGUAAAGUUUUUAUAUUAUAAAUGAACGAUUUAUACCACUUAUUCUAAGAUAGAUGUUUGUAAACAGUAAAUCCCGUGGAAUCGAUUGUAAGAUAACUUAUUUUUCUAUCGACUUUUAUUGACUUAUGUCAUCAUAUUGCUACCUUUUUUAACUGCCAUGGCUUGGGCAACUACAAAAGACAAUUGCGAAAUUUACUAUGAAGAUAAAGGUGCCGGUCCGGUAUUAGUUUUUGUUUCUGGAUUUAUGGGGAUUGCCGAUAUAUGGCAUAACCAAACAAAGGAACUUCUUGAUUAUCGCUGUAUCGAACACGACAACCGAGGAUACGGUCGUUCAAGUAAACCCGAAUCUCCAGACUCAUACAGUAUUGAACAGCAUGCAGAAGAUUUAAAAUCUGUUCUUGAUGAUGCCAAGGUCAACGGACCGGUAGUUCUUGUUACCCACUCAAUUGGAUCAGCUAUCGGUACUGCUUUUACAUUAGCGCAUCCUGAUAUGGUAGCUGGUAUCGUCUAUACCGCUGGAAAUGCUUACGGCAACCAAUUCGUUAAAGCUGGUGUAACUGAAAAAGCGUUAGUAGAAGGUGUUUCAGGUCCAUCCGCAAGUUAUAGAUUCUUCAAAAACUUUGGACUAAACGAAGAAAUUGCAGUGGAAGCUUCAAAAUGGCCAUUACACGGUUUUAAAGGUAAUGCAAAAGCACUUAUUAACUACAAUCCGGGUAAAAAAGAAUAUUCUACAAUUAGUGUUCCCGUUUUGAUUAUUCAUGGCGACAAAGAUAUCGUUAGUCGCUUGGAUCCAUUUGCUACAGAAUUAAAAGAGCUCAUUCCUAAUGCUAAGCUUGAAGUACUGAAUGGCGUAAAUCAUUUCCCUCAAGCAGAUGAAGUCACUUCUCUUAUCAAAGAACAUUUACAGUUUUGUUUUUGAUUAUAAAUAGCUUACAAUUAAUGAUAACUUUUAGUAUUUCAUGAGCUGAAACACUUGAAUCUUACUUUCCUUGCGUUUACAAAUAGCGACCAUUAAGAACAUGUAAACAGAAAACCUGUGAACCGGCAGGCAGGCCUGUUCUGUGAAUUAGUUGUCUGGAUUUUCAUGUCUGUCUAUAUCUAUAUUGAAGUUCAGUUUCUUCAAAUAUGCAGUCAUAUUGUGACAUCUUGUGAGAUAAAAAGUCAGUUUGGUCGUAAAUGGAGUCUUAGCUUCUCCAAAUACUUGUAGAAUAUCAAAAAGACAUUGAGUCGAAAUAACACGAUCAGAUUCUUCAUGAACUGGUUUUAAUGGUUUGAGAAGACACUUCGUAUCAUCGAGAAGUAGAUCUAAGAACUCCUUAGUACGGAUUUCAGGAGGUAUACGACUCCAUAUGCUAUGUACAGCUUCUCGAGGAUUAACGUAGGCGAAAUUACUUCUCUUUUCUUUCAAAAAAGGUAACAACCGUGAUAGUUCUCCUUUAGCAUCCCUUAUAUCCCUAGAUGUGUUUUCUAAAUCUGAUAAAUAGCGUAAUCCGAACCUUCGCAAAAUGAAUGCGUAAGAGAACAUGAUAGCAACUAAAUUUGAUGAGAGUAUUUCGCCGCCUGGAUGUAAAUCAAAGGAUUUUGCUUCUGGUUUAUCUAAUAGGUCAUCUGAUUCAUUUUCACUGUUGUUAUCAUCAUCUAUAUACCACGGAUGAAAAGAUUGUUGAUAAAGAUGAAGUAAUCUAGUUAAAGUAGCAGAAUUUGAAGGAUUCGUUAAAUUCUCAAAUUGGU
Messenger RNA from Wallemia mellicola CBS 633.66, 3267 nucleotides. RefSeq names its product allantoinase. The record is from RefSeq and is a predicted model, not a curated record. Gene Ontology annotation, molecular function: allantoinase activity; cobalt ion binding; zinc ion binding. Gene Ontology annotation, biological process: purine nucleobase catabolic process; allantoin catabolic process. The transcript has 2 exons. Gene Ontology annotation, cellular component: cytoplasm. Lineage: Eukaryota; Fungi; Basidiomycota; Wallemiomycetes; Wallemiales; Wallemiaceae. The annotation marks the transcript as partial.